Messenger RNA from Daucus carota subsp. sativus, 1876 nucleotides. Its product is annotated as F-box protein At4g02760. The transcript is spliced from 12 exons. The coding region runs from base 156 to 1598 and encodes 480 amino acids. Lineage: Eukaryota; Viridiplantae; Streptophyta; Magnoliopsida; Apiales; Apiaceae. The record is from RefSeq and is a predicted model, not a curated record. Gene Ontology annotation, molecular function: protein binding.
AUCUGAAAAAUUCGCCUUCCACUAAUAACCCACCCCAGUACAGCUCACUCUCACUCCCUAACAGAAUAAACCACGUCACCCCCUGUAAAAGCCGCACACAACCAAUCACCACUCACUUUCUUAACGCCUCCGCAUCGCCGCCGCAGCGUCACGAGAUGGAAGCGUUCACCGAAGCAUUCACGCAUCUAGCGAAUUCGUCAUCCUCUUCUCUGGAGUUUUUGUUCGAUCGGCUCGUGGAAUCCUCGCCGUCCGAUGAAGCGCAGGCCGAGAUCACUGAGCAGGCGAUUAGGAUCGCCGGAGUGUUGCGCGAGGCUGGAUUGCGAUCGUCGAGGAAGCGCGACGCCGCGCAUAAUUCGCGCGUCUGGCCUUUGUCUGUUGAUCUCACAAUCAAUGUUUUCUGCUGGCUUGACACACUAAGUGUCUGCAAUGCCGCAGCUACAUGUAACUUUUUCCGCAGAUGUUCUUCAGAUCCCCUGUGUUAUGCUAGAAUUGACUUGUUGACAACAGUCCCAAAAGUUGAUAAUCUGGUAGUAUCUACCAUGAUUCAACGAGCUGGUACAGCACUUCGGUCUAUGAAGCUUGGAUUGAUACCAACCCGAAGUGCGUUGCUUGGCUCUUCUCAACCUUUUGUUUACAGUCUGAAGAAUCCUACAUAUGGAUCAGGUACAUCCUGGUAUGAUAGAUAUGAUAAGAGAUCAAGGCAAGUAAAAGAAUCGUGUAUUCUUUCUCGGUCAUGCUUGAAUUCUUUGACUAUUGACGGUGGUGCUCCAGGGGCUGGCUUGAGAUGUUUGCACCUCUAUAAUAUAGAAAGGAUAGAUGAUGCAGCGCUUUCCACAGCAUUAUUUGCCUGUCCUAAUCUCCUCGACUUAGUAAUUGUUGGCCUUGAUGUUGAACUGCGCCAAACUCUGGAGUCAGUGAGCCAGUACUGCCACAUGUUAGAGCGUCUAUAUUUUGAAUCUUCAAACAGAGGUUUAGAUGACAAUUUGCAUAUAUCCCCAACCUGCAAUGCUUUGGUACAGAAUUGUCCUCGUAUCAACUCUUUCUCGCUUAAGGGAUUCAUGCUGGCGGACUCCAAAAUUCUUUGCCUCGUUAAGGGUUUCCGUAAUCUGAGAUCCCUUGACCUUUCCAUGUCGUGCGCAUUAACUGGUGGCUUCUUAAGGAAGCUUGGUGGCAGCCUGCUGGAAUAUAUCUUUUUACGUGAUUGCAUGCAGCUAAGAAAGGAAGAAGUUAAAAACUUUUUUUCUGCAGUUCUUGAUGGGAAUUUCAAACUCCUUAAACAUAUUGACAUAUCAAACCACGAUGGCCUGGCAAUAGAGAAUGACUGGUCACAUAGGUGUUACAGUACAAGUUUCAUUCCCAUAGAUCAAUUAUGCAAGGCAAGGCCCAAUAUCAGCAUACGGGCUGAGUUCCCAAGAUGCAGUUACAUGGAAAUUGAAAGUGACGGAGAUGUGAUUUUUCCUUCACAGCAAAGCUUUCGUAGUUCGGAUGAAUCUUUUUCUAUGAAUUCGGGAGCGGGUAGUGGGAGUGAGGAUAGCCGAGGCACCAGUUCUUUAAGUUAUGUGGAAAGUUCAGAUGAGUUGGAAUUUUUUUCUCAUUAAGGAAAACUCCUCAGUGUACUCUUAGUUUUAAUACUCCUACCCGUCUUUCUACCGUUGAAUUAUUCUAAUAGUUUGGCUCAGUUGAAUUGGGAGUUAGUUGUUUUACCGUUGCCCCCUUACAUAUAUAUUGUUAAAUCUGGGGAAUUCUUGGUAUCACUUUUUGAGAUUGUUCUUACAUUGGUAGAAUACUAGGGUCUCCUAACUAAUAUAUUGUUCAGUGGGGAAUUCUUGGUAUUACUUUUUGAGAUUGUUCUCACAUAAGUAGAAUAUUAGGUACA